This is a messenger RNA of Hibiscus syriacus, 1001 nucleotides long. Its product is annotated as transcription factor SPEECHLESS-like. Gene Ontology annotation, molecular function: DNA-binding transcription factor activity; protein dimerization activity. Gene Ontology annotation, cellular component: nucleus. The record is from RefSeq and is a predicted model, not a curated record. The transcript has 3 exons. NCBI's taxonomy places the organism in Eukaryota, Viridiplantae, Streptophyta, Magnoliopsida, Malvales, Malvaceae. Bases 1 to 930 code for a protein of 309 amino acids. Gene Ontology annotation, biological process: stomatal complex development; positive regulation of DNA-templated transcription; guard cell differentiation.
AUGGAUGAUAGUUUAUACGAGUUGUUCGGAGAAGGUGAAUUUGGACCCGGUGGAGAUGAUCUCUUUGCUUUUUUCGAGAGUUUUUACUUCACUCCGUUGGAAGAAACGACCGCCGCUGGCCCCCCGAAAGAUGGUGAAGAGACUACUACGACUUUGGUGACCCAGAACUCAUCGGAGCCUGAGCUUGAACCCAAAAGCAAGAAGCCGAAGCUUUCUUCUUCCGAGGAAACAAACCCAGAUGGGCAACAAAGAAUGUCUCAAAUCACGGUUGAACGCAAUCGGAGGAAGCAAAUGAACGAGCACUUAUCGGUGCUCAGAUCGUUGAUGCCUUGCUUCUAUGUGAAAAGAGGUGAUCAAGCAUCGAUAAUCGGGGGUGCUGUGGAUUACAUCAACGAGUUGCAGCAAGUUCUUCAAUCCCUCGAGGCCAAGAAACAAAGAAAAGUCAUCAACGAAGUGUUAAGCCCUAGGGUAGUUUCAAGUCCAAGACCCUACCCUCUCAGCCCUCGGAAACCACCUUUAAGUCCACGGCUUAACUUGCCGAUUAGCCCAAGAACCCCUCAGCCAGGUAGCCCUUACAAGCCACGGUUGCCGGGCAUGGCCACUUCUUCUUUCGAACCCUCCCCUUCUUCUUCUUCAACUUCCUCUUUAGACAACGUUAACGAGCUCGUUGCAAACUCAAAGUCUCACAUCGCGGAUGUUGAAGUGAAGUUUUCAGGCCCCAAUCUUAUUCUUAAGACGGUAUCUCCUCCGAUUCCCGGUCAGGCUGUAAAGAUAAUAUCAGCUGUUGAAGACCUCUCACUGGAAAUCCUCAGCGUCAACAUUAACACCACUGAUGAUACCAUUCUUAAUUCCUUCACCAUCAAGAUUGGAAUUGAAUGCCAACUGAGUGCAGAAGAACUCGCACACCAAAUCCAGCAAACAUUCAGCUAAUCAGCAGAGUCUUCCUCAUACUAUUGCUACUUUUAAUUUUCAGAAAAAUGGAGAAUGGGAAGCCAUGUCAG